AUGCCUCCUCUACCACCCUCGCGGCGUGGCCAGGACAAUGUCCGCCCCGACCAGAUGAUUGACCUCAGCAGGAGGCUCGCCCAGAACACCUACAACAAGAAGUACAACCCGAGCGGCAUAGUCGACCUGGGCUCCGCCAAGAACGAGUUGAUGAUCGACGAGCUGCAGACCUGGCUGACGAGACACGACGACGGGAAGGACAAGGCCGACUAUCUCAAGUACACCGACACGCAGUGCGCUCCCGCGCUCCCAGCCUCGGCCGCCGAGUUUAUGAACCAUUUCUUCAGCCCCAGGAUCCUCCUCACCUCGUCCAACAUUCUCGCCGGAAAUGGCGUCACCGCCCUGCUGGACACGCUCUUCUUCAACAUCGCCGACGAGGGCGAGGUCGUGCUGUUCCCGACCCCGAGCUACGGCAUGUUCCACCACGAUGUGUCCACGAGAAACGGAAUCCACCUCGUCGGUGUCCCCUGCGACGACAUCACCGAGGCGCGCUUCCACCAGCAUAUCCGUCCCGGUAGGCCCCAGCCCGAACUAAUCAACCGAUUUGAGGCUGCCGCCGUCGAGCAGCGCCGUCUGGGGAGGCGAGUUGCAGCCCUGCUUAUCGCGAACCCGGACAACCCGCACGCCCGGUGCUACACGCCCGAAUUGCUGCGGUACAUGGUCGACUUCUGCCAGCGCGAGUCGAUGCAUUUUGUCGUGGACGAGAUCUAUGCGCUCAGCGGUGGUGCCAACUUCACAAGUGUGUUGAGCCUGGACCUGCGCGAUGCUGCCGGGAAUGUGCAUGUGCUUUGGGGGUUGAGCAAGGACUUUGGCAUGGGCGGGUGUCGUGUAGGCUUCCUUGCUACGUAUAACGAGCGCCUGUACCAGUCAAUGCGGACUGUGAGCAUGUUCACCUGGAUCUCGGCUUUUGGUGGGAUGGCGGCCACGACGGUCUUGUCAAACCCCAAAUACGUCCGAAGGAGGUACCUGCCCAUGUACCACAAGAUCCUGAACAAGAGGAGGAAGCAACUCGAGGACUUUCUAAACGCAAACCUGAUCCGGUACACCACCCCCGACGCCGCCUUCUUCGCUUUCGUCGACCUCUCUAGUUGGCUGUCAAAUGUCAAUGGCGACAACGACAAGGAGCGCGAGAUCAGCCUGCUCGAGUACCUGAUGGCCCGCGGCGUCUUCCUGGAGCCGGGCAGCGCCUUCUCAGCCAAGGUGCCGGGGAGUUUCCGCUUGAACUACGGAACGGACGACUUCAUCUUCAAACUAGGGCUGAAGAGACUUGCCUCCGCACUAAAGGAGCUGGAGGAGGAAGACAAGGAGUCGUUCAGGAAAGAAGCGAAGGCCUCGAGGACGAGUUUGUUGUGCUUCAAAUGA
Diaporthe batatas is the source of this 1362-nucleotide messenger RNA. RefSeq lists its product as uncharacterized. The record is from RefSeq and is a predicted model, not a curated record. The transcript is spliced from 3 exons. NCBI's taxonomy places the organism in Eukaryota, Fungi, Ascomycota, Sordariomycetes, Diaporthales, Diaporthaceae. Gene Ontology annotation, molecular function: pyridoxal phosphate binding; transaminase activity. The coding region runs from base 1 to 1362 and encodes 453 amino acids. Gene Ontology annotation, biological process: biosynthetic process; amino acid metabolic process.